This is a messenger RNA of Bactrocera oleae (olive fruit fly), 5958 nucleotides long. RefSeq names its product regular (gene rgr). Gene Ontology annotation, molecular function: DNA-binding transcription factor activity, RNA polymerase II-specific. Gene Ontology annotation, cellular component: nucleus. Gene Ontology annotation, biological process: regulation of transcription by RNA polymerase II. NCBI's taxonomy places the organism in Eukaryota, Metazoa, Arthropoda, Insecta, Diptera, Tephritidae. The record is from RefSeq and is a predicted model, not a curated record.
CGAGCAGCGCUACGACUUGGCGCGCGUCUAGAGCAGUGACGCGCCGCAGCGCAGAAAGUGUUUUCGAUUUUGUGUAUUCGUAUAUUCGCUAUGCCGAAGUUGCGGCCAACAGCUGGAACUAGUUGACGGCCGGCAGUGGAACGAGUAACAUUAAAACGGUUGGCUGGUCUCUGGUAGCAGUACGCGGCACGCACGGACGUUACGUAUAGAGUCUUCGCAUUUUAAAUAUAAGCGGCUUGUGUGCCGAAUUUUGAAGUGGUGCUAAAAAGAAUUAUUAAAAUUCGAGAAAUUCGAACCGCCAUAUAUCACACACGAAGUGGAAGUUAGGCAGUAAAAAUUAGUGGCGUAAAAGGAAUAAACAAAAAAUUAUCGAAGCAUGUGAAUGUGUGCGAAGUGUAGUGCUUUUUCGCGUGUUUUUUUCGGGUGUUUGCGGUAUUUUACGUAUUAUUUGGGGUUGAUCGGAAGUACUGACUGCGCUGUCUGCUUACAAAAUUAUAUAUAUAUACCGUUGCGUCGUUAAUUAUAUGUAUAUGUAACGCGUUGUCUUCCGUGCAUAAAUCACCAACAACGCGUGUAUGAGUGUAUCUGUGUGUUUGUGUUUUCCGUGGCGCAUAUUUUAGUAACUUCCUUGUCCGCGCACGCUUAGAUUCCGCCCGCCAAAGAUGAGUGUUGUGUCGACUUUGCUGGCUCAACAAGUCUACAAUUGGCAACUGGAGGACUUUGCUUGUUUUCGCAAAUGCGGCGAAAUCACCGUAUCCCCAGAUGCGCAAACCUACGGCAUGAAUUGUCACUUCUGUCCCGGUAUUUGCCUGCAAUUCGACGUCUUCAUCGAGCAUAUACGCGAAGUGCAUGCGGAGCGGGUGAGCGGAUUAUAUCAGCAGACAGACGGCGAGGGUAAGUGUGAGCAAAGCACGCAAACACCAACACAAACUGAAUUGGUAACCUAUAAUGAUUAUGAUGACGACGCUGCCUUCAUAGCUGCCAUUGCCAAUCACACUGCCAACGACGACGACCGCGACUACAACGACGAUUUUGAUAUCGAUGUAGAGUGUAUUGAUGGCGACGAGUGUGCUUUCAAUUGCAACUAUAACAACGCCGUUGUUCGCGAUGCCGGCGCCAACGUUGGCAGUGACACUGACACCGACUCCGCGGCUAAUGCCAUCGCACAAGCAUCGCCCCCGCCGCGUCGCUAUCCACAACGCCAUCGGCGUCGCACAGCUGUUGUAAAUGGUAGCAGCGAAGAUAAGCCGCGUAAACUAUGCAGAUGGAAUGAAGCGUCGUCAGCGAAAUGUAAUGAGAAUUUAGGUAAAUACAAAACACCACCAACACCGGCGCCCACACCAUCGCCCUGGACAACGCCAGUGCAAAAUGUUAAAGACGGCACCACCACUGUGCACGCGCUUGAAAAUGAAAGCGAAACAGCGACCAUUGCAAUGGACACACCCGACACGCUCGACAUUAGUUUGGCUGCGCAAAUAGACAUGACCGCUUUGCUGGACGGUGAUGUGGAUAUGCAGGCGCACAACAGUAUACCGGAAGCGCCGCAAGAGCAAGUGGACUUGGUAUAUAUAAUGGAAAGUGCAACGCCAGAUGGUGUUAUCGAAGAGGAGACCGUAGUCGAUCCAUUCGAAAUGGCGCAAGGCUGGCGGCGUUCAACAGAUUCAUCGGAGUGUCCGGAAAAUGAUGUACCCAGUUCCUAUAGCAACAGAGAAUUACGCAAAAACCUUAUAGCAUUACCGUUGAACACAUUAAAAACGCAAAAUUGCGAAAAGCCCUUGGUCAACGAGAAUGAGCAUAGUACCGAAGUGAUCUUUUAUCUGCUUGAAGCUUACAAAAAAAACGAAAAGCUGUGGAAUCCCAAUCACUCGCAAUACAAAUACAACGCCAAUCGUAAGAUGUUUGAGGAACUGUCGCGCCCACUAUUGCGUGACAUGAACUACUCAUUGGACGGCUCCGAGAUCUAUGCGAUCAUUAAAAGUCUACGCUCACGCUAUCGACUGGAAUUGGCUAAAGCGCGCGAACGUAAGGGCAAAUAUAAGACACGUUUCAAAUAUUUCGAGAAAAUGGAGUUUCUGCGCGAUAUUAUCGAGAAUAAACGUGCCGCACGUAAAGUCAAGAAACAAUUGGAUAGUUCGGUUACUGAUAAAUCACUUGACGAAGACUGUACAGGGUCGCCACGUUCCACACAUAAUCGUACCGUGCUCACUUAUCUUUUGGACGCCUUUCGUAGUCAGGAAGCGCUCUGGAAUCCGCAGCAUCCCAACUAUUUGCUUUGUAAUAAGAAUGAACUAAUGCGUGAGAUCUCAAUAAAUUUGCUGUUGGAGAAAGAUGUUAACAUGACCGCGGAUGAAUGUUCCACAGAGAUACAAAAACUACGCACGCGUUUUCGGCGUGAAUUACGUAUCGUACACGAACAAAAAGGGCUGUAUGCGCCUAAAUUGUGGUGCUUUGAACAAAUGGAGUUCCUGCAGAAGAUCUUUGAAGAUCAGCUGUGCGAUCGACUAAAAAAGCGCAAAGGUGUUAUCGCUUGCAAACCAAAGAUACAAUAUUUAAAAGCCAAAUCGAUCGAUUUUAACAGUAACGAUGAUCACCUGACCUUCAUUGAGAUCUACAAGAGCUAUUCAGCGCUUUGGGAUGUCGAUCAUCCUGAUUAUCGUUCGACCACAUACCGCAAUGAGGAACUCAAUCAAAUGCUCGAAGAAGUUAAUCUGAUGCUUGGCAUUGAUAGUACAUUGGAAGAAUUGCAGAAAACCUUAUACGAAAUGCGUAAAGAGUUUUCAGCUGAGAAGCAUAAGCGUCUAGUCGAAAUCAAUAAAAUCAACACAACACCUCCACCACCGCCACCGUCAAUUAUACAAACGAAGCUGAUGGAGUUUCUCGAUGUUAAUCUAGGUCCAUUUCGCUGUGAUGUUUGCGCUGAACUAAUUAAGACCUCCGAUCAGUAUAAGAUUCAUAAGUCUGGUCAUGAUGGUAUGCAACCAUUUAUUUGUACGCUUUGCGGUAAGGGUUUCCAAAUACCCGGCAAUCUCACCAUACACAUACGUCGACAUAAAGGUGACUUUCCGUAUGCUUGCGAAGUGUGCGAUAAGAAAUUUGCUACAUCCACCGAGGUUGCGAUUCAUAUGCGUAGUCAUACAGGCGAGCGCCCCUAUAUCUGCAACUUCUGUGGCAAAUCCUUCAAAACUUGGUCCUUUUACGACACACACCGACGCGCUCACCUCAAUCAGUCGAACUUUCAUUGUCCCAUCUGUGACAAGGCCUUCUACGAGCGCAACCGUUAUACGGAUCACAUGAAUGGCCAUUUGAAUAUACGUAAACAUGUUUGUGAUGUGUGCGGCAAAGCCUACACCACAUUCGCCAAUCUGAAGAAGCACAACGAACUGCAUUUGCCUGUAAAGAAGUAUAAAUGCGAUAUUUGCGGGCAGCGUUUUGCGCAAUUCGCAAGCGUGCGUUGGCACAAGCGUAAAACGCAUGCGCAGACGCACGACAAGCGGCACGAACAGAUGGAACAGUGAUGUGGGUGAAAUGAGUCGAGUUAUUGUUGAAAGUUAUAUGUAUUUUAAUUGUUGUUAAGAAGUUUUUCCAUAUAGUUCCACUUCACUGCUGGUGAUUGAAACAAAGUUUAACUUAGUUAUUACUUAUUAGUGUAUGUACUAGUAAUUUAUAAAUUUUUAUUUUUAAGAUUUUACGUUAAACGAAUCCUAAAAAUAGCAAAUGCCAGUAUAUGAAUAUGUAAUAGUAUAUACACACAUAUUAGGGUGUACCUUUUUCCAAAGUUGAUUUUUGGUUUUAAACGCUCUUCAAGUUUCAGUUGUUUGCCCUAAAAAAUGAUCCAACUUGAAGCGUUUUAUAUUCAAUUUAAAACGUAUGUAAAUCAUUUUUUUUCUAUAUAUUUUAUAUAGGAUUCUUCGAUCUCUCGCAACAACUUUUCACACCAAAGCUCAUAAACAUACAACUUUGAGGAAUUUAUAUUAUAAUACAAAAGGGUUAAAAACGUUUUUUCUCGAGUACUACUUGUAUAGAAAAAAGUUAUAUGCCAAAGUUAUACGUAAUAAAAAGAUCUACACUAAUGUUUGGACUACUUUUUCACAUAACCUUAAAAUUUAUGUAAAAAUUUUAAAUAACAAAUUAUUUUAGGUUUUUAAUUUUUAACUUUUAUAAAAAAAAAACUUUUUAAAUUGAAAUUUGAUCUAGACUAAAACGGAAAAUUCAGGGGCGUUUGCAAAAAAAAUCAACUGGUGGAAAUAGUUGACACCCUAACACAUACAUAUGCACGUAAAUACGUAAUAUAUACAUAUGUAAGUAAGCAUGUACUUAGCCAGUUGAUAGUGAGUAGUCAGUAGUUGUUAGUUGUUAGUUGUAAGUAAAAUAAACAAUUACAAGUAUUAUGCACACAAUCAAUUUUAAAGUGCCUUUAGCGGUAUUUACGAGUAACAGACCUACAUUCAUAGCUACCUAUAUAAAAGAAAUGUAAACACCUGUACGUAAGCUGCCAGCGCAUUUUAAAUGUUUUGGAGUGGCAUCUACUUAAAGUUCUCAAAAAUAUAAAUAUAAAAAAUAACAAUAAAUAAUGUAGUGCUGCAAUUGUUGUUAAAUAGUUAAAACAAACUUUACUUAGCAUUUAGAUGAAAUUAAACAACAAAAAAUUGUACACGUUACUUCGACAUACAUAUCUACACUUAUGCACUUGCACACGUUUAUGCGCUUAAACAAAUACAAAAACGAUAGCAUAUUUUUGGAGUAUCUAAAACGUCACGCUCAGAAAAAUAUAUUGAGCUACUUAAAAAAAUAACUAAAGAUAGACUAGCACAAUGCAAGAUUUGUUACAUUACGGCUGUCACUUGCGAAACUUAAGUUCAGUUAUACCACACGAAAACACUUUUUGCACACGUCAAAAUGCAUACAUACAUAUAUAGUUACAAUUUUUUAGGGUGUUAUAUCCACUUGCAGGUCAUAAAAAAAUGCGUUUUUUUUUUAAUUUUUGUUUUUUUGAAGAAUCAUUGUUGUACUAAAUAAAUAAAAGUAUUGUAUAUUUACAGAAUUCUAGUUUUCCAUGAUCCCGUAGCCGAUUGUAGUCGGUGUGAAAGAUUUUUCUACUUAAAAUUAGCUGUCUUCGAUACGCCAAACCUUAAUCUCCAGCGAAUCAAUCAUUUCUUUUUCAUAAAAAAAAUAAAAUAUUUUAUUUAAACUUUUUAUUAUUCCAGUGAUGCAUAUUUUAAAAAGAUUUUCUGAAAUUUUCAAAGGAAAAUAUUCAAAACUCGGCCAUUACAACAUCAUUUCCGACAGUCUCUAGGAAAAAGGGUACCUCCCCGUUGACAACAGUACUUCUUACAGGAUCAUCAAAAGUAAAAAAAAAAAAUACGUGCUUUAGCUAAGACCAUAAACUAGAUGCAGACUUUAAAAUUAUGGUGAAAAUUUCUCGACGUUUUUGUUUUUUUUUAAAUAGUUGUAAUUUAACAAAAAAACAACUUUCGUUCAAGACCUAGUAAAAUAUAUCUCGGAGACCUGUGUAAAAUUGUGUUAAGAUCGGUUGAGUAGUUUGCGAGAAAUCUUGACAACCGACUUUGAAAACACAGUUUCGAGAAAAACGCGUUUAAAGUUGUAAGUAUGUAACUAUAUAGCUGACCUCGAAUGCGUAGCUUUUCAGGGCUGUAGCUCCAAAACUACUACUCGGAUCAACUUGGGAAUUUAGAAUACUAUUCUAAAGAUGUUAUAUAAUUAAAUAAAUUAAUAAAAACUUUUUUGAGACCAUGAAACCCAUGUAACCCCUUACUUCUUUAUAAUAUUUAUUAAUCUUUUUUUAUUAAUAAUGAAUAAAAUUAAACUUUUUUAAUUUCUGUUUUCACAUUUUUUUAGUUCAUCUAUUUAAUUUUUAAGCAUAAUUUUUUAUGUAAAAAUGUUUUUUUAAUCAUUCUGUUUUAAUCUUUUAUAUUUUUAAUCAUAAUUUUUUAUUAAUAU